This is a messenger RNA of Lotus japonicus, 2987 nucleotides long. Its product is annotated as protein ALTERED PHOSPHATE STARVATION RESPONSE 1-like. Bases 253 to 2658 code for a protein of 801 amino acids. The record is from RefSeq and is a predicted model, not a curated record. The transcript is spliced from 6 exons. NCBI's taxonomy places the organism in Eukaryota, Viridiplantae, Streptophyta, Magnoliopsida, Fabales, Fabaceae.
AUUCUUCUCCCACUCAUCCCCAUCUUCUUCUCUUCUCUUCACUUUCUCUCUCUAAAAAACUUCUCUCUUUCUCUCUCCUCUCUCUAGAAAACAAAAAAAAAUGUAAGAAUUUUACUACCCCUUUCCUCUGUGUUCAUGAUUCUCACUGAAAUCCAAGUUCUUAGCAUGCAAAUCUGAUUCACUGCACCCUCGAUAUAAGUCUCAUUACUCCCAAAUUUACAUAAAAGGAAAGCUAAGGCUAGGUCUGUGCGAAUGGGGGCCACGAGCUCCAAAUUGAAUGAUGAUAAGGCACUCCAGCUGUGCCGUGAGAGGAAGAAAUUUGUCAGGCAAGCACUUGAUGGGCGUUGUUCUCUAGCAGCCGCGCAUGCUAUAUAUGUGCAGUCCCUGAAAAGUACAGGAACAGCUCUGCGAAAAUUCACAGAACCUGAAGCACCUAUUGAAUCUUCGUUGUAUACUUCCACCAGUGCAACGCCAGAACCACUUGGUUUAACUGGGAAGACCCUGUCUCAGUUCUCGUUCUCCUCACCAUCUGCGUCACAGCGUAUUGAUCCAGCUGAAGCAUUUUCCCCAACACCCUCUCCUCCUAGCUCUAGAAAGUUCCAAGCAAAUCCUAUGAAAUUUAGCAGUAGUUCUUCUAAAAAGGUAGAAGAAAAGCCACCUGUACCUGUUGUAGGAACAGUAACAUCAUCAGGUACACCACAAAAUGCCACUCCUCGUUCUGAACGGUCUGAAACAACAGCAUUUGAAGAUUCUUCUCUUCCAGAUGGAACUCCACCGUGGGAUUUCUUUGGCCUUCUUCAUCCAAUUGACCAUCAGUUUUCUUUUCAAGAAGGGAAGGGCAUGCACCAAGAUAUGGGCAAUGCUGACGAUAUAACAAGACUAAGGGAGGGGGAAGGAAUGCCUGAGUUGGAAGAUGAUGAAGAGAAAGUUUAUUCUCAUGGAAAGGAAGACUCUCUGGACUCUGAAGAUGAAUUCGAUGAUGAGCCUGCUGCAGAUACCCUAGUCCGAAGAUUUGAAAAUUUUAACAGAGUUAAUGACCAUGUACAAGCAAAUGGAUUACCUACCCCAAAUAAGCCGCAGUCAGGAGAUUCAGCUUCUGAAGUUGAAUUUGUGAAUCGAGGGAAGGGGAGCUCUCCUGAUGCAUCACCAUUAAAGACAGCAUCUCCUGCAUCGGUGCUUCCAACUGAAACAAGUAAGUUUGUGGAGAAAGAAAAUCAGAAUGAAAGUAAAGUUGCCCCCAAGGAUUUCUUUGCAAGCAUGAAAGUUAUAGAAUCCCUCUUCGUUAAAGCCUCUGAAUCUGGUAAAGAGGUUCCAAGGAUGCUUGAAGCAAAUAAGUUGCAUUUUCGCCCUAUACUUCCAGGAAAAGAAAAUGGUUCGGUGGCAUCCUCAUUAUUGAAGGCAUGUUUCUCAUGUGGGGAAGACCCAAGUCAAGUCCCAAAAGAACCUGCUCAGAACUCGGUUAAGUAUUUAACUUGGCAUAGGACAAUGUCCUCUCCAUCCACUUCAUCCAGAAACCUUAUGGGAGCAAACUCAAAAGAUGAUAUGGAAGACCAUACAAAUAAUCUAUUCGAUAAUUUCUGUAUGAUCUCUGGAAGCCAUGCAUCAACCUUGGAUAGAUUAUAUGCAUGGGAAAGGAAGCUCUAUGAUGAAGUCAAGGCUAGUGGGGUGAUCAGAAAGGAAUAUGACAUGAAGUGUAAAAUCUUGCAGCACUUGGAAUCACAAGGAGAGAAGACCUCUACAAUUGAUAAAACUCGUGCUAUAGUCAAGGAUCUGCAUUCACGGAUCAGAGUUGCAAUUCUCAGGAUAGACUCUAUAUCAAAGAGGAUUGAGGAAUUACGGGACAGAGAGCUUCAGCCACAACUAGAGGAGUUAAUUGAAGGGUUAAGUCGGAUGUGGGAAGUGAUGUUUGAUUGUCACAAGCUUCAGUUUCAGAUCAUAUCAACAGCACUUAACAGUAGCCAUGCUAGAAUCACCAUGAAUUCUGAACUACGUAGACAAAUUGCUUCCUAUCUUGAAAGUGAACUCCAUCAUCUAGCUUCAAGUUUUACAAAGUGGAUCGGAGCUCAGAGGUCCUAUCUGGUGGCGAUAAAUGGAUGGCUGAACAAAUGUGUUCCCCUUCAACAGAAAUCAGUCAAGAAAAAAAGAAGGCCUCAACCUCCACUCCUGAGAAUUUAUGGUCCUCCAAUAUACACCACCUGCGAUAUCUGGUUGGAAAAGGUUGGUGAAUUACCCUUCCAGGAUCUCGUGGAUUCUAUGAAGAGUUUAGCGGUUGAAACUGCGCGGUUCUUACCGCGUCAUGAGAAGAAGCAUGGAAAAGCUGUGAAUCGCGCUAAUCUAACAUCCUGGACCGCCGCUGAUAUCGGUAGCGAAUCAAGGGAUAAUCUGUUGAGAGAUGACACCUCAGAAGACUGGAAUCCAGGUUUUGAUCGAUUUCGAGCAAGCUUUAUUAACUUUCUUGGUCAGUUAAAUGGUUUUGCUGGUUCUUCUGUCAAGAUGUACACAGAUCUGAGACAAGACAUUCAGAAUGCUAAGAGUCGUUAUAACUAUAGAUCUAAUUCUCAGACUCAAGAUGGUUUGGGAAAUUCUCAAUCUCAAGAUGAUCAUUCCAAGUCCCAAUCUAAAGUUGAUAAGUCUAAAAUGGAAAGCUCCAAAGAAUGAAAAUAAUGGAUUAAACAUAGGGAAGUUGCAGUUUUAUAGCUAUUUUGAGCUCAUUAAUUUUGACUCAGAAACUUGUCCAUUGGAUGUGGCAUAUACACAUGGAAAGGACAGAAUAAAAUCUUUGCUGGUUGGUGAUACUUUUAUUUGAUAGAUUCAUCCUUUAAACAAUAAAAUGGAGUGGUUAACUCCCAGGAUAGGUGAAUAUGCUGUAAUUACUAGAUUCAGUUGAAGAGUUUGUGUGCAAAGAGAAGGAUUUUGUAUAGUUUGUAAACAAAAGUGUCUCUUAUAAGACUUGUUUUUUCUUUACCAGUACAAAUCGUUUGCAUAAA